AUGCGGAAAGUGAAGACAAUUUAUAAUGUACUACUUUUUUAUUUCAGUCAUCCUUCCAUUAUUUUUUCUCAUGUGGCUUUUCGUACAGCCGCCAUUUUAUUCUACAUUUUUGCGCAUCUCUUCACGGAUUCAUUUAUCAUCCAAUUUCUAGUGAUUCUGAUUUUAUUAUCAAUGGAUUUUUGGACAGUUAAAAAUAUUACUGGUCGACUUCUUGUUGGUCUUCGCUGGUGGAAUUUUGUAGAUGCGGAAGGGAAUAAUCAUUGGCGAUACGAAUCAGCAAAAGAUAUGUCUCGUUUUGAUGCUUUGGAACGGCAAAUCUUCUGGAGUGCAUUAACAGCAGCGCCAGCUUUAUGGGCACUUUUGGCUUGUAUUGCUUUCGUAACAUUGAAGUGGGAAUGGAUGAUAGUUGCAUUAAUUGGCCUAACGAUGAAUGCAGCUAAUUUAUAUGGCUAUUUGCGAUGCAGAUGGGCAACAACCAAUGAAUUCACUAAUUACUUCUCUAAAAUAGCAUUUCUGUCGGUAAAUUGUUUUCUUUUCUCAAUUUUCAUCUUCCAUUUAGCUUACAUUUUUUUUGUGUAA
Molecule: messenger RNA, 579 nt
Organism: Thelazia callipaeda (thelaziosis nematode)
Lineage: Eukaryota; Metazoa; Nematoda; Chromadorea; Rhabditida; Thelaziidae
Source: the annotation of a GenBank genome assembly